Betta splendens (Siamese fighting fish) is the source of this 4290-nucleotide messenger RNA. RefSeq names its product potassium voltage-gated channel, Shaw-related subfamily, member 1b (gene kcnc1b). The coding region runs from base 635 to 2431 and encodes 598 amino acids. The transcript has 4 exons. Gene Ontology annotation, biological process: potassium ion transmembrane transport; protein homooligomerization. Gene Ontology annotation, cellular component: voltage-gated potassium channel complex; neuronal cell body membrane; dendrite membrane. The record is from RefSeq and is a predicted model, not a curated record. Lineage: Eukaryota; Metazoa; Chordata; Actinopteri; Anabantiformes; Osphronemidae. Gene Ontology annotation, molecular function: protein binding; delayed rectifier potassium channel activity.
CGGAGCGACGUCGAGCGCGGGGAGGGAGCGAGCGGAGCGUCGGUGUGAAGGAGGUGAGUCCGUAGGCAGCAACAGAGGAGGGACUCGAGCAGCGCCGACUCGCUCAGCAGCUGCCGGACAGGCGCUGUCCGCUCAGCACCAGGCGCCACCGCAGUCACCUUGCAGGGAAAGUCACCAACCUGCCGUGGACUCGACGCGCUGGACCAACCUGUGGAUUUGUUGCGUUGACGCGUGGGGGGGGGGGUGUGUGUGUGAGCGAUGGCCCGCGUUUGUCCUUUUUAUCUCGACAUCUUGGAUUUACUGGCGAUGUGACGUCCGCUCCUAAUGUGAUGCCAUUGGCUGCAGUCGUUUUGGCUUUCGACUCGAUCCCCUGCGGUGAGCGCGGCGGCCCUGGGCGUCGGUGAUCCUCUGGUUCCGUGGCACAAAACGCAGGCUUUAGAGGGAACGCAGCCUGAUGCGCGUCAAGCAGCCCUCAUUUCUUCAUAGGUGCCGAGACCCGACAGGCUGCUUUGGGCGCAGUGUCCUUAUAUAAUUGUUUCCUCCAGCCCCAAAACACCGCUGUGCAUGGUUGCACGGGGCGCCUGGACCCACCUGCGAUGAAGGGAACGUAUUGGAGCAAUGCCUAGGGGACGCAAUGGGCCUGAGCGACGACAAGGAUCGCAUUGUGAUAAACGUGGGAGGGAUCAGACAUCAGACAUACCGCAGCACCCUGCGCACCCUACCUGGCACGCGCCUGUCCUGGCUGGCGGAGCCUGACGCGCCCAACCACUUUGACUAUGAUGCCAAGAUCGAGGAAUUCUUCUUCGACCGCCACCCCGGCGUGUUCGCGCACAUCCUCAACUAUUACAGGACAGGUAAGCUGCACUGCCCGGCGGACGUGUGCGGACCGCUCUACGAGGAGGAACUCGCCUUCUGGGGCAUCGAUGAGACGGACGUGGAGCCGUGCUGCUGGAUGACCUAUCGCCAGCACCGGGACGCCGAGGAGGCCCUUGAUAGUUUCGGCGGGGGGGGCCUGUUGGACCUGGCGAGUGACGACCCGGAGCCGGAGCCGGAGCACGCGGAGGAUGAGGCGGAUGAAAUGACGAGGAGGCUGGCGCAGGGCGACUCUCCCGACGCCAGGAGCGGAAGCCUGUGGAGCCGCUGGCAGAAGCGUGUCUGGGCCCUGUUCGAGGACCCGUACUCCUCCAAAUAUGCAAGGUGGAUCGCUCUGGCCUCGCUGUUCUUCAUCCUGGUGUCCAUCACCACCUUCUGUCUGGAGACCCACGAGGCCUUCAACCCCAUCAUCAACCGCACGUACAUCGAGGAGGUGGACGUGAACAUCACGGUGGUGAACACCUACCAAGAGACCGAGACCGCGGCCUACCUCACCUACAUCGAGGGCGUGUGUGUGGUGUGGUUCACGUUUGAGUUCCUGAUGCGAAUAACUUUCUGCCCCAAUAAGUUCGACUUCAUCCGCAACGCCCUGAACAUCAUCGACUUCGUGGCCAUCCUGCCCUUCUACCUGGAGGUGGGCCUCAGCGGCCUCUCCUCCAAGGCAGCGAAGGACGUGCUGGGUUUUCUGAGGGUGGUCCGCUUCGUGCGGAUCCUGCGCAUCUUCAAGCUGACGCGUCACUUCGUGGGGCUGCGGGUGCUGGGCCACACGCUGAGGGCCAGCACCAACGAGUUCCUGCUCCUCAUCAUCUUCCUCGCCCUCGGCGUCCUCAUCUUUGCUACGAUGAUCUACUAUGCUGAGCGGAUCGGCGCCAACCCCAACGACCCCCGAGCCAGCGAGCACACACACUUCAAGAACAUCCCGAUCGGAUUCUGGUGGGCGGUGGUGACCAUGACGACCCUCGGCUACGGCGACAUGUACCCUCAGACGACCUCCGGCAUGCUGGUGGGAGCCUUGUGCGCCCUGGCAGGCGUGCUGACCAUCGCCAUGCCCGUUCCUGUGAUUGUUAACAACUUUGGAAUGUAUUACUCUCUGGCCAUGGCAAAGCAGAAACUACCAAAGAAAAAGAACAGGCACAUCCCUCGGGCUCCCCAGCCGGGCUCUCCCAACUUCUGUAAGUCGAGCAUCAGCUCCCAGCACCCGAGCCCCAUCGCCCACGACGACGUGUUCGAGAUAAAGUUCCAAGAUUCCAAGCUAAAUGGUGAGGCAGCUAACGCAGCUCUGGCCAAUGAAGAUUGCCCUCAUAUAGACCAGGCCAUAUCUCCAGAGGAAAUCUUCAGCCCCAGCGAGAGAGAGCGGCCCUGCUUCCUGGUCACCACUGCCGAACGCCCCAACCACACAGGGGGCAGAGUGAGGAGGGGUUAUGAAAAGCCUUGGAGCCUUAACAGCAUGUCUGGCAUGAGCGGGGAUGCCUCUGGAGUGUCCUCAGUGUCCGCCCUGCCCUGCAGCCCACCCUGUCUAAUGCAGCACUCACAUUCUCCCAUCCCAUCCAUUAUGUAGCAUGGUUGAGUAGCAGACCAAUGCCAUUGGAAGGCCAGUCCACACUCCUCCUUCUAAUCUCUCCUGUCAGAUUUUGUUAUUACACACACCUUCGCUCCUGCUUUGUUUUGUUUUCCUUUCAUUUUGAUUUCUUUACUUUUAUGGGAAACUGUAUCUUACCUGUGCUAAUACUCAAGCUUCCCAAGUGUCCUGCUUGGGUGUGUCAUCAUAUCCUAGACUAGAAAGCACAUGCCACUCUGCAUGGGUCACCUCAGCUGCAGACAAAGCACGGUUCUACUUCUACCACAGGCUAAACUCCACUCUCUUCCUGCGUUGACAUCAUUGCCUGUUGCUCUGUUGCUUUUGAUCUCUCAUGUUCUUCUGCCAAUAACUUUUAUCUCAUCUGCUUUUACAAUUCUGUGAUUGAGUUUUUUUUUCAUGAGAUGUAACCCCUGCUAAGAGUACGCUGGACAUUAACGAUCCACGGCUUUAACAUAUCUAAGAGGUACCAAUGCCAGCUGUUAAGGAAACCCCUCUCAAGUGCUUUGUGCGUUGCAAAGUAGAGACGUUACCAGUGUGAAAGUGCAAUCCAGACAAGACUAAAUGUUUUUUGAGUGGCCAUUUAAAAAAAAAAAUAUUUGAACACGGUGUUCAUGAUGUCCAAUGCAAUAUGGAGAUGAUGACCGUUCCUAUUAUACUAGUGAUGAAUACAUCUAAUGUCAACAGAUCUAAAACUGUUUGUUCAUUUGCAUGAACUGCAUGAAAAAUUUCUGUUCAACAAGAAGCUGUAUCGCAGUACCUGUAAGAAAAACAACAUUUCCUUUAGAAGCUUCUGAAGCUUGGUCGUUUUUUAUGCAUUUUGAGACAGCUUUACAAGAGACUCAGUCAUAGCAGAGAUUUUUAUGUAGCCGCCAUUCUUUGCCUUUCCCCAAAUUCAUGUUUCUUUCCCUGUAUUUAUUUGACUCGGGCCUCCAGUUAAAAUAGUGUGACUCAACUUGAACAAGCCAGCUAAUGCUGUUAUGAGCAUAAGGCAUUUUUAUAAGAAUAUAUUUAGUGAUAGUUUUUAAAACAGUAGUCUGCAGCAACGUCUACUAGUGCUGUGGCGCCUAAAUGAAGGUGCAGCUCAUCAAGUAAGAAACAACGGUGCCUUCGUGCCUGGUGAGUAGUAAAUUGGCAUGAUACUCCGGGACGUCAGUGCUCCCAGUGUAGCAUCAGAACCUUUUACCGUGCUCAUAAGAAUUUAACAGAACCUUUAUUUUAUAUUGGUUGCACCAGCCUCGUACAGUCAAUCAUUUAUUAUUGGUAGGACACGCAACUCCUGAACGUCCCCGAAUCAAAAUUAAGAAAUGGUAAAGCACAAAAUAAUAAAGGGAAUCUCUAUAGAGCCUCUAUAUAUUCAAUUCUAAUUAACCAGAGGUGUCACACCGACUCUAGUAUGUAUGUUUACUAAUUGAAAACAUCAAUACUGUUCUAUGUAUUGAUAAUAUCCCACCAAUUAUGCACAAUCCUUCAGGGCACUUUAACAAAUUUCAUGUUGACUAAUCAGAAGUGUAGAAAAUUUAAGUAUAGCAACUCAUCGACAUUUUGUUUUUAUUCUGAACAAGCAGAGUUCUACAUUCUGAGUCAUGUCUCUUGUGGUAAUUAAUGAACGUUAUAUAUUAAAAAAAAAUAAUUGUCAAGACUUGAUGUGAAGGGAUGCAGGUGAAAUAUAUGCUCAUGCAAUUCAAGUGGGAAAAAAAAGUACAAUAUGACGCAGCAUGGGAUGUGGGUCUACUUGGGGAAAGGUAAAUGCAUGUAUUUUACAUUUAUGCAACAGAAAAGUAUUCAAAUAAAAUGUGUAAAUAUAAGUCCUUGCAUGAAAUAAAUUUUGUACACAACGA